Didymodactylos carnosus is the source of this 1139-nucleotide messenger RNA. NCBI's taxonomy places the organism in Eukaryota, Metazoa, Rotifera, Eurotatoria, Philodinida, Philodinidae. The record is from the annotation of a GenBank genome assembly.
AUGGAAUUUGCCGAUGAGGACCGUACCGCAAAAACUUCACUAAUAUUUGCACUUGAUGAAGAAACAUUCGGAAGUUUAUCAAAAGCAUUGCGUAUCUUUGAGGAGCACGGUGUUAAUCUUCUACGUAUUGAAUCACGUUUGGCGAAACAUAAUAAAACAGAUCAUGAGCUUUAUGUUGAAUGUGAUAAUAGAAUGGGAGGUGUUGCUGAAGCUGUAAAAGAGUUGAGAGAACGUAGUAAAUAUAUUCAUGUAUUAUCAACAGCGCACAAUUCCUCAAGACCAGUGCCAUGGUUUCCUCGAAAAAUCGGAGAGCUUGAUCAGUUUGCCAAUCGUGUGUUAUCGUAUGGAUCAGAGUUAGAGUCCGAUCAUCCAGGAUUUCGAGAUGUUUUGUAUCGAAAACGCCGGAAAGAAUUUGCUGAUAUAGCAAUAAACUAUCGUCAUAAUCAACCAAUUCCCCGUGUCACGUAUACCGAACAAGAAACUCAGACAUGGUCAACUGUGUUCAAAGAAUUAACACAACUGUAUCCAUCACAUGCUUGCAAAGAAUUUAAUAAUAUAUUUCCAUUGUUAAUUGAUAACUGUGGUUACACUCAAAAUAAUAUACCUCAAUUGGAAGAUGUAUCACAGUUUUUAAGAGAUUGCAGUGGCUUUCGUUUACGACCAGUUGCUGGCUUAUUAUCAUCACGAGACUUUUUAGCUGGUCUUGCCUUUCGUGUAUUUCACUCAACACAAUAUAUUCGACAUUAUAGCGUGCCAAUGUAUACACCAGAACCCGAUGUUUGUCAUGAACUACUUGGACACGUUCCAUUGCUUGCUGAUCCAGAUUUUGCUGAAUUUAGCCAAGAAAUCGGUUUAGCCUCUCUUGGAGCACCGGAUGAAUACAUCACACAUUUGGCCUCAGUUUAUUGGUUUACGAUUGAAUUUGGUUUAUGUGUGGAAAAUAACGAACGUCGUGCAUAUGGAGCUGGUCUGUUAUCUUCUUUUGGAGAAUUACAGGUAUAUCAUGAAAACUAACCCAGGUCCAAAAAAACGGCCCGUUAACGGCCAGUUAAUCUCCAGUAAACGGUCAACACAAAAAACGGCGCGUUAACGUUAUGGAAACGGCAGAAAAACGCCCAGUAAACAAGUCGUUAACUUGC